This is a messenger RNA of Mobula hypostoma (lesser devil ray), 3910 nucleotides long. It is a transcript of the gene parp2, whose product is annotated as poly (ADP-ribose) polymerase 2. Lineage: Eukaryota; Metazoa; Chordata; Chondrichthyes; Myliobatiformes; Myliobatidae. The transcript has 19 exons. Gene Ontology annotation, molecular function: NAD+ poly-ADP-ribosyltransferase activity; zinc ion binding; NAD+-protein mono-ADP-ribosyltransferase activity. Gene Ontology annotation, biological process: protein poly-ADP-ribosylation; double-strand break repair. The record is from RefSeq and is a predicted model, not a curated record. Gene Ontology annotation, cellular component: nucleolus. The coding region runs from base 131 to 2272 and encodes 713 amino acids.
UGCGUUCCACCAAUCAUCCCGCAAGUGCGGACGAUUGCUGUGGUAACAGCAAAUAGCGAGUGAGGGGUGAGGCGGACCAAGCCUGGCCGUCGGUGUGGCGCAGCGGGUUUGAAAGCUUGUCGUUUCUUCUAUGGCGUCCGCUCGAAAACGGACGGUCCUGGAAGUGGAGGAGGACCUGGAGUUCCGCUGGGAAUGGGAAGCGGAUGGCGGAAAGUGGAGUGUUUACUUGGACGAGCAUGGCCAGGAGAUCUCGAGGGCUUUAUGCUCUGGGAGUCCAUCAGUUCUCCUGUCUUUGACUCCAGCCACCACCCUCAAUGUGGAUUUGCAAAAAAUGGUCCAGAGGAACACACAGACGGGCUUUGAGAGGAGGGUCCGCUGUGCAGUGAAGGACAAGGAGGACUACUACCUGUGGCAGUGGGAGGACGAUGGAGGCAGCUGGCAGGGAUACAGUGCAGACACCUGUCGGGAGCUGGAGAGGGCGAAGAGGCAGCCAAAGUCCCAGCCAGUCAGCCUGACUGUUGGCCGCAAACACUACCUGCUGGAUACGUCCAGUAUGAGGCAGGUCAACAGACGUAGCCAGGCCGAAAGCAGGAUGGGACGGGUUUUGUCUGAUGCAGUGCAGUCGACCAGCUCCAACGCUCCUCCAGUCUCUCCCGGAACCUGCCCCCAGACCAGUGCCCCUGCUGCAGCCAAGAGAUCUCUGAGGGCCCCAUCCAGAGACGUUUCUGCCUCCCCUGGCGGAGAGGGGGGCGAUGGUACCGUGCGGACGCUUGUAGUGAAGGGUAAGACCGCUGUGGACGCUGAAUGUCGGGAGAAGCAGGGGAAGGCACAUGUGUACUGUGAGGCGGAUGAAGUUUAUGAUGCACUCCUAAACCAGACAAACCUGCAGUUCAAUAACAACAAGUUCUACAUCAUUCAGCUGCUGCAGGACGACGACAGCAGGCGGUUCAAUGUAUGGAUGCGCUGGGGAAGGGUGGGCAAGGUGGGACAGAACAAGUUGAUCCCAUGUGGAGCUGAUCUACAGAAAGCCAAAGACAUCUUUGAGAAAAAGUUUUCUGACAAGACAAAAAAUGAGUGGUCCCAGAGAGCAAAUUUCGAGAAAGUCGCCGGCAAGUAUGACAUGCUAACCCUUGACUACAGUGGCAAUUCUGUGGAACAGAAUGCACAGGAGGGAAAGGAGCCUGAGGCGGGGGCAAAGGUGCCACAGGUGGAAUCGAAGUUAGAUCACCGACUCCAAGAGUUGAUGAAGCUGAUUUGCGACAUUAAGGCCAUGGAGGAGAUGGUUCUUCAGAUGAAGUAUGACACCAGGAAGGCUCCGCUAGGAAAGCUGACCACUGAGCAGAUCAAGGCUGGCUACUGUUCCCUGCGAAAGAUCGAGGACUGUCUGAACCGGAAUGUGACUGGGAAAGCCCUGCUGGAGGCCUGCAACGAAUUCUACACCCGCAUCCCCCACGACUUUGGGCUGAAGACCCCACCACUGAUUCGCACCCGGAAAGAACUUCAGGAAAAAAUCAGCCUCCUGGAGGCUCUCAGCGACAUCGAGGUGGCCAUUGGCGUGGUGAAGAAAGAUCAGAACAGCACAGAAAACCCUCUGGACCGUCACUACCACUCUCUGCAAUGCAGCCUCCAGCCCCUGGAUCACAGCUCACACCAGUUCCAGGUGAUCGAGAAGUACCUCCAGUCGACGCACGCCCCCACCCACAACGAGUACAAAAUGAAGCUUCUUGAGGUCUUCGAGGUGGCGAGGGAGAGUGAGAAAGAGGUUUUCCGCUCUGACCUCGGCAACAGGCGGUUGCUUUGGCACGGGUCUCGGAUGUCCAACUGGGUCAGCAUCUUAAACCGGGGAUUAUGCAUCACCCCACCUGAGGCUCCUGUCACAGGAUACAUGUUCGGCAAGGGGAUAUACUUCGCUGACAUGUCCUCAAAGAGUGCCAAUUAUUGCUUUGCCACUCGAGAACAAGACCUGGGAUUGUUACUGCUGUGCGAGGUCGCCCUCGGGAACUGUAACGAGUUGCUGACCGCUGAUGCUGGUGCUGACCAUCUGCCUGCAGGAAAGCAUAGCACCAUGGGCUUGGGACGUGUGGCCCCCAAGGAGGGCAAUAGCGUGAGCCUAGAUGGUGUGAUGGUCCCCAUGGGCCCCGGGAAGGAGACAGGAGUGAAGAACCCCCAUGGUUACACCCUAAACUACAACGAAUACGUGGUCUACCAGCCCGCCCAGGUGCGCAUGAGGUACCUGCUCAAGGUGCAAUUCGACUUUGUCUCCCUGUGGUGAGCAGCUGGGCAAUUGGUAUCCAUGAGGACCUCCUCACCAAGGGCUGCUGGCCUCUCCAUCAGAGGCAAACCACCCACCCCUUGUUCUGUCAGACUGACAUUAACAUUCUGCCAAUUUCCUUCAUAUCCAAAACUCAUCAACCCACAUCUCCCUCUGGGGGAGAGAUUUCCAAAGAUUCGCCUCCGUCUAGGGGGUGGGGGAGGCAGGAGAGAAUCUCUACCCAUCUAUUCUGACCAGCAAACCCUUGUUCUGAGUGACCUCCUACCUCCCUUCUGGUCUGGGACAGUAAGGAGGAAACCCCGUCCCCCUCACCUACUCUGUUAUCUGUCGUGCCUCAGGAGGGUUCUGAAUGAGUUAUCCUCUCAUUGUCCCAAACCCCAGAGAGGACUGCUUAAUCUUUCUGCAUGGGUAAUCCCCCGUCCCCAUCCCAGGGACCGAGCUGGUAAACCUUCUCUGUGUUCCCUCUGUCACACACCUCUACUUCCUAAGGUUGGGUGCCCAGACCUGUGCACAAUAUUGCAGGGGUGGUCUCACCAAGAGACCCAAGCUUAAGAGGAUCACUGUCCUCCUGUACUUCCUUUGUCACAAUAUCCCCCUCCUUGGGUCGGGAGACCAGGUCUCUACACAAUAUAACAGAGACUGUGCCACCCCCCCACCCCGCCACCCAGUUCUGGAAUCUUCCCCCCACUAGAGAAACACCCUCUUAGCAUUUCGCCCAUUAAGCCCUCUCCCCACGACCUCGCACCUUUCAAUAAGACUGGCUCUUGUUCCCCUAAAUCACAACAAUUUCGGGUUUAACCCGGUAAGGGAACCUCCUCCCUCCUCAGGAAACUGACCCACGAUACUCUGUACCACCCUGCUAAGGUGGGUCUGGCCCUUGAGCCAGGAGUUCAGGCCUGUAUGCUGAUGAGUUAGCUCAGGAGGCAAAUCCAGAAGCAUAGGAAACCACAUUCCAGCGGUUAUCCCCAAAACCGAUUCAGCUGAUUGUUCAACAACUUGGAGCAUCCUAUGGAAAUGCAAUUUGGAAUCAGGAGACCAUUCAGCCCUUCCUCAGACUGAACCCAAUUCUUACACGGUCACAGCCCACCUGACAGCAAUCUAGACCUCAUGUUCCUCUCCAAUUGCACCCCCCCCCGCCAGACCCUCACUGAGAAUCCGUCUUCCCUUGACCUUACAGAUAUCCCCACAUUCCAUUCCCACCUUCCCUUGAGGGUAGGAAUUCCCAAGAUCCAUCCAACCCAAAAUAAAAUAUCACCCUCUGUUCUCCAUCAUUAAAGAGCAAUCCCUUUGUUUUUGGACGGUGACCCACCUUCUCCUCCUACCAGUUCCAGAUCCUCGCACAGGAAGGAAAACACACCGUGUCAUCAUGCCAGUCCCAGGAUGGGAUGUAUUUCAAUCCAGUCCCCUUUUCCCUCCCUGGAUGGCUUCAGACCUGGCCUGUCUGACCUCUCCUCAUGAGGUAACCUGCCUCCUUCCUUCCCCAGCUGGAUGCCAGAGGGCCACGUCUGGGGCAGAGAAGGAGUGGCGGGGGGGUGACCGUCCUCGGGGGCGGGUUUGGGUGCUGGAAGAAGGAACUUACACGGUGUAUGUGGGGGAGGCUGGUUACCAUAAGUUUGAUACAUUUGUAAGAAGAAAAUA